AUGCCUUCCCCCAAGAGAAGACGGCUCUCACUCGACGACGAUGACGAGGAUCGCGUCGCACUCGUUCAGAAAACGGCCUCAUCGCGCCAGCUCUCGUUCGGUGCGUACCCCGGGUCAACCUACGUUCAGUCCGAGAGUAGCCUGUUCUAAUGCGUGUACGGGAUUGGAGGCACAGAUCCGAUUGCCUCAUCCGGGCUCAAAGCCUUCUCUCGCCCGAGUCGGGACCACGACCGGGAUCGGGAUGCGCUCCGUCGCACGACUCGGAGCAGCGCCAGCGAUGACGAGGUCGGCGAUCGCGGGCAUCAUGACAAGACCGACGACGACGACGAGGUGGAACACUGUGCAAUUUGCUUAUCCCCGAUUCAUAACAAGGUAUGAACGCGGCACUAGGAGCGUAUCGGCUGACUCGAGCUGAGGUGACCCCUGUUCCCCCCCUCCACCCCACUUUGAUCGCCCACACUCCCUCGCGCGCGCCCAACCAUGGAGUAUCUGCCUCUGGUCUCGACAGACCGUCAUCACACCAUGUCUUCAUUCACUUUUCUGCUGGGAAUGCAUCCGAGCUUGGUCCGAUCAAUCACGCAAGGCAAGUCACCUCGACCAAGAUCUCCCUACUCUCCAUACUCUCACCUCGUGCUUCUCCUCACCUCACCUGCCACGUCGCCCCACCUACCCCACAGUGCCCACUCUGCCUCGGCCCCUUCAAAGAGCUCAUCUACAACAUCCGAUCCAACAAGGACUUCCAAACCCACCACCUCGUACCCUUGCGAUCGCCGUCCACCUCGACCGCCGCCGAAGAUCACCGUCUUCUAGCCACCAGCUCGUCUCGCCCCGCCUCAUCGACCUCGCACCGUCGACCGAGCGUCACCUCCCUCCCGCGCUAUGCCCUCUAUGGACGCCGAAGCGAAGCCGACACUUCCCCCGCUGCAGGGAUGGACGAGGCGACCUGGCGCGAACAAGUCAACGAAAGGGCGUUGGAACGUCGUCGGUUCGUCUAUCGUCAGGGUCUAUUCGCCAAACACGUCGCUUCGAAUCGGUAUACGAGGUUCAAACCAUUCGGUCCGGACAAGCUCAAUAACAACGCGAUCAAGAACAAGGUGCUCGUCUUCGUCCGGAGAGAGGUGAGUAAGAGACGUUUAGGUCUUGAGUGACGGUGAGAUCCAGCAGAAGGCUGAGCUCGACCUUUUUUUUUUCCCCCUACCUCCCAGCUCCAAGUCUUUUCCUCAGUGGACGUCGCCUUCCUCACGACUUACAUACUCUCCAUCGCUUCGCAACUCGACCUUCGCUCCGCAGCGGCCAUACGUCUUUUAGCCGACUUUGUACCGCAAGCACAAGCCGAACACUUGGCGCAUGAGAUUGUGACGUUCGCGAGGAGCCCGUUUGACAAGUUGGAGGAUUAUGAUCGGUUCGUGCAGUAUGGAAGGCCGGAGAAGGUGGAGGUGCCGAGGGGGGAGGAGAGGGACAGGGAGAGGGAGAGGGAGAGGGAGCCGAGGUUUGGUAAAGGGGUCGACGGCCGGAGGGGUUGGGAGGCAUCGAACGGACGAUAUGAUCGAGGUGACCACGAUUCGAGAUGGGCCAGGAGCGACUCUUACGAUAGACGAGUCGAGGAAGGCUCGCGAUCUCGAAAUCGUUCGAGGGAUCGCUAUGACCGAGGAAACGAUCACAGAGAUGCAAGACGACGAUCACCUUCUUCUGCACCUCGCUCGCCGGUGUUGGCUGCUCGACCACCGCCUCGAGCGCCUUCACGCCAAUCACUGGAUCGACCUCCUUCUCGACCUUCCUCACGACGCUCGGACCUAGACUCGACUCGUUCCACUGCGACGAUCGAACCUGGCGUAGACGAAGGAUCCUCCGACAUCCUCUCACUCUUUGGCACGCCUCUCCGAGAGUCUACACCGCCACCAACGAACGGCGUAACUUCCUCAACCACGCACGACGCUCCCGACGCUUCUGCCGGUGCUGCCAAAGUGAGUCUUUCGAUCUUUGGCAUCGCGAAAUCGGCAACCCCUAUCGUGGAUACCGUCGAACGAACGAAAUCCAAGACGACUAUCGAUGAAGUCUCCCCCGUCGAGCUCGUCUCGAAUAACUCCCCUGAACCCUCUUUGACGAACGAAGUACGGUCCGCCGAGUCCAAAAGAAGGUCAAGUACGAUCUCUCGCGAAGAGUUGCAAUCGCGGCUCAUGGCCGAAUACCGUACCGCUCUCUCCAACAAGAUCACCCCACCCGUCGUCGCAGAAGUUUAUCCCUCUUCACCACCACCACCAACACCACUACCACCACCGGUCGUAGCACCUUCUUCGCCUCCCCUCCCCAAGACGAUGACGAAUUGGGCCGCACGAGGACAACUCGCCGCUCGUGCACUAGAACUGAAGCAAAAACUACUCAAGAAUCGUCGUCUUCGAGCCGAAUCGAUCACCAAGUCUCAAAUCUCACCCUCAACGAAAGACUCACCUCCAAUGAUCGACGAAGCUCCUUCUCGGAACCUCCCGUACGACGAGCCAAUGAUCCCGUCAAAGAAGAUGAUUUACUCUGAAGCGAAGCGCCGACUUGUUCUUGAGCGAUUGGAGCAGGAGAAACGACUUGUUGCUCAAGCCGUUUCACCCUCAUCUUCACUCUUGGAAUCCUCUACCAUCGCAUUCACGGAAGACGCACUCGCAUCCGAAGCCCUUCUUCGUCGUACGUUGCAAGCCAACAAGUCGGAGAAGAGGGCGGCGGAGUUGAAGGAACGUUUGUAUAAGAAGAGGUUGAUGAGGGAGAGCAAAGGGAAGGUGGAGGGUCGUUGA
Microbotryum saponariae is the source of this 2780-nucleotide messenger RNA. The record is from the annotation of a GenBank genome assembly. NCBI's taxonomy places the organism in Eukaryota, Fungi, Basidiomycota, Microbotryomycetes, Microbotryales, Microbotryaceae.